CGAAGCCGCCGUCGCUGUACGGGGAGCACUUCACUCGCAGCAUCAGUGUCGGCCGGGGAUAGCAAUAGCAUACGUAGCCCACCGCUCGGGAGAGGAGGAUGACCGCGGGGUGCUGCGGCGGCUGAGGGGUCCUGCUUGUUUCUUGUGGCUGCUCUGCUCUUCUCUCCUCUCGUCUCUCCCCGUCCCCGGUGUUCCUUCCUGGAGGGACGAGGAGUUAUUUGAACAACAACUAUGGCGACAAUUGAAGAUAUAGGUGUCUCUGCAGCUAUCAACAUACUGAGUGCCAUGAUAUUCCUGCUAGCAUUUGCUUUCCUACGGCUGCAGCCCAUCAAUGACAGGGUUUACUUCCCAAAGUGGUAUCUCAAAGGUGCAAGACAAAGCCCAGGCCAUGGGGGUGCUUCUGUGCGCAAGUUUGUAAAUUUGGACAUGCGAUCGUACUUGAAGUUCUUAAGUUGGAUGCCUGCUGCUCUCCAAAUGCCAGAAGAUGAGUUGAUUAGCCAUGCUGGACUUGAUUCAGCUGUCUAUCUGCGGAUCUACUUAAUAGGGCUUAAGAUAUUUGUCCCAAUCACAAUUCUAGCAUUUCUUGUUCUUGUUCCUGUUAACUGGACCAAUGAGACCCUUGAGGGCAUGACGGUACAGCACAGUGAUAUCGACAAACUUUCAAUAUCCAACAUACCUUAUGGGUCGAAGAGGUUCAUAGCUCACUUGACUAUGGCUUAUGUUUUCACAUUUUGGACAUGCUAUGUUCUGUUGCGUGAGUAUGGAAUAGUCGCAACAAUGAGAUUGCACUUUCUUGCAUCAGAGAAACGCCGCCCAGACCAGUUCACAGUCCUGGUGCGGAAUAUACCGCCUGAUCCAGAUGAAUCAAUUGGUGAGCUUGCGGAGCAUUUCUUCCUUGUGAAUCAUCCUGAUCACUAUCUAACACAACAGGUUGUUUACAAUGCAAAUAAGCUCGCUAAACUGGUCAAAGAGAAGAAGAAGGUGCAGAACUGGCUCGACUACUAUCAGCUGAAGUAUGAAAGAAAUACAAGUAAAAGGCCUACUGUUAAGACUGGCUUUCUUGGAUGUUUUGGUUCCAAAGUGGAUGCUAUUGAACACUACGCAUCAGAAAUUGAGAGGAUAGAAAAUGAAGAAGCUGAAGAGCGUGAAAGGAUCAUGAAGGAUCCCAAGUUAGUUGUGCCAGCAGCAUUUGUUUCCUUUAGAUCACGGUGGGGUGCAGCAGUGUGUGCUCAGACACAACAAACCAGUAAUCCAACGGUUUGGUUAACCGAGUGGGCUCCAGAACCUCGUGAUGUGUACUGGGAUAAUUUGUCUAUUCCAGUUGUUCACCUUACAGUUAGAAGGUUGAUAAUUGCGGUAGCAUUCUUCUUUCUGAACUUCUUUUAUAUCGUCCCAAUCACAUUUGUUCAGUCCCUUGCAAAUCUUCAAGGGAUUGAGAAGGCAGUUCCAUUUCUGAAGCCUCUGAUCGAAAUGCCUACUAUCAAAUCAUUCAUCCAAGGGUUCCUUCCAGGAAUUGCUCUGAAGAUUUUCCUUAUACUGCUCCCGAGCAUAUUGAUGUUUAUGUCAAAAGUUGAAGGAUUGACAUCAGUGUCUUCGUUGGAGAGGAGAUCUGCAUCAAAAUUCUAUAUCUUCAUAUUCUUUAAUGUAUUUCUGACAAGCAUUAUUGCUGGAUCUGCUUUAGAGCAGUUACAAAGCUACCUUCAUCAGUCAGCAAAUCAAAUACCAAGAACAAUCGGUGUAGCAAUUCCAAUGAAAGCAACAUUUUUUAUAACAUAUGUAAUGGUCGAUGGAUGGGCUGGGGUAGCUGGUGAAAUACUGAGAUUGAAGCCAUUGGUAAUCUUCCACUUGAAAAACUUUUUCUUGGUCAAGACUGAGAAAGACAGAGAAGAGGCAAUGGACCCUGGAAGUAUUGGUUUUGAUUCAAAUGAACCUCAGAUACAGCUCUAUUUCUUACUUGGUCUUGUCUAUGCUGUGGUCACACCAUUUCUGCUACCCUUCAUCUUGAUAUUCUUUGUGCUCGCAUAUGUGGUAUACCGCCACCAGAUAAUUAAUGUGUACAAUCAAGAAUAUGAGAGUGCAGCUGCGUUUUGGCCAAGUGUCCAUGGACGUAUAAUCACCGCAUUGAUCAUUUCACAGCUGCUUUUCCUUGGGUUGCUGAGCACGAAAGGCGCAGGCCAAUCAACACCAGUCCUCCUUGUUCUUCCUGUAGUAACCUUUUAUUUUCACAAAUACUGCAAGAACCGCUUUGAACCUGCAUUUGUGGAAUACCCGUUACAGGAGGCAAUGAGGAAAGACACCCUAGAGCGUGCGAGAGAGCCAGGGUUUGACCUUAAAACAUACCUGGCAGACGCCUAUAUCCACCCGGUGUUCAAAGGCGACAACGACGAUGAGAAGUUCUCCAUGGGUGACGAAGGGGAGGCGGAGCAGGUCCUUGUGGCAACAAAGCGGCAGUCAAGACGAAACACCCCGGUCCCGAGCAGACACAACGGUUCAGAAGUGCCUUCUCUGCCUGAAAUUGUAAAUGACCAGCGACUAUGACAUGAUAGAGGGCGAGUGGCUUGGGUGUGCUUAAUUAGGUCUGUAGUUUUGUAAAUGGAGUAAAGAAAGCAGCACAGUAUGCGCUGGCACAUUUCAGUAUUGCUUGUUUAUUACGGAGUACAACAAGGAGCAAUGACCUAUCUUUAUAUGCAUGAAACGCGAGGUUCUGUCGUCC
This is a messenger RNA of Lolium rigidum, 2713 nucleotides long. Its product is annotated as calcium permeable stress-gated cation channel 1-like. The transcript has 12 exons. The record is from RefSeq and is a predicted model, not a curated record. Gene Ontology annotation, molecular function: calcium-activated cation channel activity. Lineage: Eukaryota; Viridiplantae; Streptophyta; Magnoliopsida; Poales; Poaceae. Gene Ontology annotation, cellular component: plasma membrane. The coding region runs from base 232 to 2538 and encodes 768 amino acids.